Chrysochloris asiatica (Cape golden mole) is the source of this 1275-nucleotide messenger RNA. It is a transcript of the gene RAD52, whose product is annotated as RAD52 homolog (S. cerevisiae). NCBI's taxonomy places the organism in Eukaryota, Metazoa, Chordata, Mammalia, Afrosoricida, Chrysochloridae. Gene Ontology annotation, cellular component: nucleus. The transcript has 11 exons. The record is from RefSeq and is a predicted model, not a curated record. Gene Ontology annotation, biological process: mitotic recombination; double-strand break repair via single-strand annealing; double-strand break repair via homologous recombination.
AUGUCUGGGGUUGAGGAAGCAGUUCCUGGUAGCCGUGACAGCUAUCCUUCUUCAGCAGGUGGUAGCUCUGUAUUACGCUUUGGCCAGUGCCAGUACACAGCAGAAGAGUACCAGGCCAUCCAGAAUGCCCUGAGGCAGCGGCUCGGCCCAGAGUAUAUUAGCAGUCGCAUGGCUGGAGGAGGCCAGAAGGUAUGUUACAUUGAGGGUCAUAGAGUAAUUAAUCUGGCCAAUGAGAUGUUUGGUUACAAUGGCUGGGCACACUCUGUUACACAGCAGAAUGUGGAUUUUGUUGACCUCAACAAUGGCAAGUUCUACGUAGGAGUCUGUGCAUUUGUAAAGGUCCAGUUGAAGGAUGGCUCUUAUCAUGAAGAUGUGGGUUACGGUGUUAGUGAGGGCCUCAAGUCAAAGGCCUUAUCCUUGGAGAAGGCAAGGAAGGAGGCAGUAACAGAUGGGUUGAAGCGAGCACUCAGGAGUUUUGGGAAUGCACUUGGAAAUUGUAUUCUGGACAAAGACUAUCUGAGAUCACUAAAUAAGCUUCCACGCCAGUUGCCUCCUGAAGUGGAUUUAACCAAAGCAAAGAGACAAGAUUUUGAACCAUCUGUGGAACAAGCAAGAUAUAGCAGUUGCCGACGGAACAUGGCUCUGGUACCCCACGAGCCUCGGGUGGUGACCUCCCCUUGCAGACCAGGCCACUCAGACGAUCCCCACAUUGUGAUACAUGGGGAUAAGGAUAGCACCUCCCGAAGUGUGAACUCAUCUGCUGUGGAGAGUGAUGCCACGCACCAGCGGAAGCGCCGACAAAAACAGCUGCAACAGCAGUUUCGGGAGCAAAUGGAGAAACAGCAGCAAGGUUCAAUAUCUUCUCUCUUCACUGAAAAGUGAGGGUCAGAGCUGCCGGCUCCUCCGAGGCAUAGCACUCCUGUGACUGCUGUUCCAGAACUAUUCACAGAGAAAGACUCCCUUGUAGGAUUGCAUCUUUCUGUGAUCUCUCUCUUUAUAGACAAUCUUGAAAUGUGGGAUCUGACUCCAGAUUUAGAUGACAUUAUCAAGCUACUGCCUAAACCAGAACCACUUGAGACACUUGCCACACCAGCACCGAACAACCACGUGGUUACCCGGAACAAAACUCCAGAAGGACUUUGCCACCAGAAGCCACAAUCAAAAUCUGGACCCUGGCAUCCCCAAGCACACAUUGCUAACCAACAUCUAACAGGAGACUGUGAUUCUUAUAGGAAGAACCAGGACAUGAAGAAAAGAAAAUUGGAUCCAACUUAG